Molecule: messenger RNA, 579 nt
Organism: Diabrotica virgifera virgifera (western corn rootworm)
Lineage: Eukaryota; Metazoa; Arthropoda; Insecta; Coleoptera; Chrysomelidae
Product: cuticle protein 8-like
Exons: 4
Coding region: 32-466 (144 amino acids)
Cellular component (GO): extracellular matrix
Source: RefSeq, a predicted model, not a curated record
UUCGUGUGUAAACAAAAACAAAACAAGCAAAAUGUUCACCACCAGCCAAUUAUUUUUCGUCUUGUCUUGCUUCGCCCUCUCACAAGCAGGCAUUUUAGGUGGAGGGUAUGAGGAGAGUUAUGGCGGUGGAUAUGGUGGUGGACUCGAGUUACACGGAGGAUACGAAGGUGGUCAUGAUGAUGGAGGACACGCUGAUUACUAUGAACACCCAAAAUACAAAUUCAACUACGCCGUGCACGACCCCCACACGGGUGACGAAAAACAGCAAUACGAAGAAAGAGACGGUGACGAAGUAAAGGGAAGUUAUUCCCUCAAGGAAGCUGAUGGUACAACCAGAAUCGUAGAAUACAAAGCCGACAAACACAACGGAUUCAACGCCGUGGUACACAAAGUCGGCGAACCCCAUCCACAACUAGAAUCAUACGGAGGACAUGGACAAGAAGCUUAUGGAGGCCAUCAUUUUUAAAAACAACGACGCCCAUCCGGAGGAAGACUUCGCUGGAACGGGAUAAAAUAUCAAAUUAUUAUUUUGCGUUAUAUUGUUAUAAUUUAGAGUUAAUAAAUUUGCUUUGUUUUCAA